GUUCUCCGCGCCUGCCAGACGAGACCCCGCCACCUAGAGUGCUUUGCUUGGGUAGCUGAGUCCUUGCACUUCUGCAUUUCAUCCGCAGCAAGCCGGCUCCUGCUCGCAUCAGCACCUAAUUUUGAUCAACGCCACCAAACUUUUGAAAACAUUGUUCAGCUGAGAUGGCGGAACAACAGAUCACCCAAGGAGCGAUAGAUGCCAUCUACAACGACCCCGACCGCGCAGCGAAACAGUUCCCCGUGCCGGUGCUGCAAUGUCUCCAGCUCAAGACGCUCGAGGGGAAAGGUCCCGGAGGCGGCGCCCAGAGAUACCGCGUCAUCCUCAGCGACAUCCGUAACUACGUGCAGUGCAUGCUGGCCACGCAGGCGAACCAUGUAGUACAUAGUGGCCAGCUGGAUCGCGGCUCUAUCGUCCGUCUGAAGCAAUAUCAGGCCUCCUCGGUCAAGGGCAAGAAUGUCAUGAUCGUCCUCGACCUCGAGGUCAUCUCACAUCUCGGCAACCCAGAAAAGAUCGGCGAACCAAAGGCCGUGGAGGUCAGGACCCAGCCACACAGCACUACCAUCGGCGGCGCAGGUUUCUACGGCGUCAAGAGCGAGCCGGCCAGCGAGACAAAGUCACAAGUUCAGAAGCAAGUGGCUUCUCGCCCGGCGGCAGCUGCCAGUGGCAGCGGCGGGCAUGCGGCGAGCACAAUAUACCCUAUUGAGGCUCUCUCGCCAUAUUCCAACAAGUGGACGAUAAAGGUCCGGGUCACUAGCAAGUCGGACAUCAGGACGUGGCACAAGGCCAGCGGCGACGGCAAGCUGUUCAGCGUCAAUCUCCUGGACGAGACCGGCGAGAUCCGGGCGACGGGCUUCAACGAGCAGGUCGACCAGUUCUACGACCUGUUGCAGGAGGGCUCCGUCUACUAUAUCUCUACGCCCUGCAAGGUCCAGCUGGCCAAAAAGCAAUUCAGCAACCUCGCCAACGACUACGAGAUGAUGUUUGAGCGCGACACCGUCAUCGAGAAGGCCGAGGACCAGAGCUCGGUGCCGCAGUUGCGCUUUAACUUCUGCAAUAUCGAAGAACUGCGGGACGUCGAGAAGGAUGCCACUGUCGAUGUCAUCGGCGUCUUGAAAGAAGUGGGCGAGGUGACCGAGAUCAUAUCCAAAACGACGCAGAAGCCGUACGACAAGCGCGAGCUGACGCUGGUUGACGACACGGGUUUCUCGGUGCGCGUCACCAUCUGGGGCAAGACGGCGACCGAGUUCGACGCCAACCCCGAGUCGAUCAUAGCCCUCAAGGGGACGCGGGUCAGCGACUUUGGCGGGCGUAGCCUAUCGCUCCUGUCGUCGGGAACGAUGGCGAUCGACCCGGACAUCCCCGAAGCGCACAAGCUAAAGGGCUGGUAUGACUCGACCGGCCGGAACAACGCGUUCGCGACGCAUAGCAACCUCGCGUCGGUGGGGGCCGCGGCGGGUCGCAAGGACGACACCAAGACGAUCGGACAAGUCAAGAGUGAGAAACUCGGCUUCGACGACGCGGUCUACUUCACGGUCAAGGCGACCAUCGUGCAUAUCCGGCAGGAGAACUUUGCGUACCCGGCGUGCCGUAGUGAGAACUGCAACAAAAAGGUGACCGACAUGGGGGACGGCACGUGGCGUUGCGAAAAGUGCAACUUGAGCCACGACCGGCCACAGUACCGGUACAUCAUGAGCAUCAACGUCAGCGACCACACGGGCCAAAUGUGGCUGAACUGCUUCGACGACUCGGCGCGCAUCAUCAUGGGCAAGACGGCGGACGAGCUGGUGGAGAUGCAGGCGACGGGCGACAAGGAGGGCUUGGACGCGGCAUUCGAGGCGGCCAACUGCAGGAAGCUGACGUUCCGUUGCCGGGCCAAGAUGGACACAUACGGCGACCAGCCGAGAGUUCGGUACCAGGUCAUGAGCGCCGCGCCGCUGGAUUACAAGACAGAAGGCCACAAAUUGGCCGAGCUGAUCCAGCAGAUGAGCAUGUAGUUCAAAGGGAAAUUGGGCAUGUACGGCACUUGGGAAUGGGUCGGGAAGAUCAAUGUAAUGGGCGUCUGUCAACGCAGAGGGUGAUAUUCUCGUUGUAGCCACAUGGAGGCUAAUAACGUUUUACUUGGAACAGGAAGCUGCUUCCUCAACUCGGGCCAUGUCACAAACUCGCUCUUGUCAACGAAGUGCCCAGAUUCGGUGCUGGAGUGGCGCUGUCACACUGUGCGCUGCAAACACCUUGAUGCCUUGGCGCCCUUGUGGGUGCUAACUUCUGUUGUGGGGCUUUCCAGGC
This is a messenger RNA of Thermothielavioides terrestris NRRL 8126, 2289 nucleotides long. RefSeq lists its product as uncharacterized. The transcript has 4 exons. Lineage: Eukaryota; Fungi; Ascomycota; Sordariomycetes; Sordariales; Chaetomiaceae. Bases 165 to 1997 code for a protein of 610 amino acids. Gene Ontology annotation, biological process: DNA repair; DNA recombination; DNA replication. Gene Ontology annotation, cellular component: nucleus. The record is from RefSeq and is a predicted model, not a curated record. Gene Ontology annotation, molecular function: DNA binding.